Apis cerana (Asiatic honeybee) is the source of this 1931-nucleotide messenger RNA. RefSeq lists its product as uncharacterized. Lineage: Eukaryota; Metazoa; Arthropoda; Insecta; Hymenoptera; Apidae. The record is from RefSeq and is a predicted model, not a curated record.
CCUUUCUUUUCUUCUUUUUCUUUUUCCUCUUUGUUCAAGUAUAUGACGUCGUUGGUUAAAAUUAUAGAUACAGAAUAACAAGAAAGCGGCGAAUCUCGCUAUUUUGCAAAGUAUUCGCAUGAUAUUUAAAAAUUCAAGCACUUUCCUAGAAAAAGGAAAUAUAUAUUUAUGCGCUGUAGACAUUUUUCGCCAACUCAACGAUAUUGGGAUGAUAGAAGAUAUAGAAAAAAUGAUUUUACUGGUUAUUAGAAAUAAAACUGCGACGGCUGGUUGGAUAAAAUCCGAGGAAAUUAUUAUUCUAGUGAAAAUCUAUAAAACGAUGUACGAUCAUAGGUAAUUGAUUUGGAAUAUUUGAAUUUUUCGUGGAGAAAAAAAGCUGGCAAGUUAUUUAUCUGUCGAUGAAAGAAUAUUGCAGGCUAAAUUCGAUGAAGGUAUAGAAGUUGGAACGAUAAUCUGUAAGAUGUGUAAUUAUAUAAACUUUAAUGAAAUAAAGUUCAACGUUCUACCGUCAUUGAUAAAAAUUAUGGUAAAGAAAAAAGAAAAGAAAACAAAAAAAAAAAAAAGAGAAAGACUCAUCAAAUACCUCCGCAACGUGGAUUAUUUUUUUUUUGCAUGUUUAAUCGCGAAACUUCAAUUUCAGGUUUGGAAGAAACACAUAAACGAAGCUGUCGACUUGUUAUUCGAACUGUAUUACACCUCUGGGGAGGAUGUAGAUUAUUCCGCCACCACAUGGUAUUACGCUCUUUGCUUGGAAUUUUUAUUGGAUGCCUCUAUGAAUUUAGAAAGUUACAGUAGCUGUAACAAAUUUUACACCUUUAUAAAUACCAAAUUGAAAACUUGCGUAUCGCGAGAUCCAACGAGUCUGUUGCAUCUGAACAACGCUUUACUUAUCUGGCAAUUAAGAAUGAACGUACCGCUCAACAACGAACUUGUGAAAGAUAUAGAAGAAUACGUGAAGGAUGUCGUAUCUUACAAUUUCUCGGAAAUUUAUUGCUCGAUCAAGGGCCUCGAGUCUUAUUUGUUAAUAUUGUAUCGGCGACUCGAUAUUCCGCAAUCGUACGAUCUUUUCGAUCGAACGUAUUACGCGAAAAAGAUCAUCAAGUUCCUCCACAACGUGAGCAUCUAUUUCCCGUUCGUCAAGCCGUUCACAUAUUUCCUGGAAUCUUACAUGAGACUUCUCCGUGGUCGAAAAUCUACGUCGCAAGCUUGCAUGGCGAAGGCGGAAAAAUACGCCAUCGCCCAAGGGAACAAAAUGGUCAUCGCGUGGAUCGAACAGAACAAAAGGACUUGGGAGGUGGAUUUCUUCAACAACAUGGCGGAGUAUUGGGUGGAAUUCGUGGCAUCCUCGGAAGGCAUUCUGUGGCAAGAGAUCCAUUUGCUCAAGCCAAUAGCUUGGUCUACUAUAUUGUACCCGUAUCCACAUCCCAAGUACAAUUAUUGAUCAACCAGAUUCUUGUCCCGAGGAAUCGCGAGGAAGGGGAAGAGGAUAAUGGUGAGAGAAAAAUAGACACGGUAGGCAACGAGUUGUAGCGAAAUAUUUAUUGAUUGAAGAAGGCGUAUUACGGUUUCAGGGUCUAAAAAAAAAAACGUAUACACGACGAUCCCCUCGUGUGUACAUUGAUACUUGGUUCAAAAGUGAACGCUCUCGUUCUUUCUCGGUUCGUUUCUCUCGUCCGCAAGGCGACCUCCGCGCGUAAUGAACCUCCAGAUCGAUUUUAGGAAACCUCUCGCGACCAGUUUUUUUUAUUUCUUUGCGUUUGUACAUCCACGAUAUAUACUUUAUAAUUAAUUAAUUAAUUCGUCUAUCGGCCGAGUACGCCAAGGAUACAAGCUUCCAGUUGAACGAGAUAAAGGAUCGAGGCGAAGUUGAGACAAGUAAGAUGAGAGAAAGUGAAAAAAAAAAAAGAAAAGAAGAAAGAAAAGAAAAGAAG